UUGUGUAGUAAAUACAUGUAGUAUAUUCGCAAAACAAAAGUAAAUUUUACAAUCGUAUUAAACAAAAUAAAUAAAAAUGGAUAAAACUACAAAAACUAUUGUAAAGCGAAAACGUGAUAAACGACACAAUAAACGUUGGGCUGAUAAUGAAAUCAAACAAUUAUUGCAAUAUUUAAAGGAACAACCAGAAUUUGAGAAACCCACUGCACAAAUAUUUUAUAGAAAAUUUUUAGAAACUUGCAACCUAGAUGCUUCCUGGUCUAUAUGUCGUUGGAAAAUUAAAAAUCUUAAAGUAAACUAUAGAAAAGCAGAAAAUUGGAGAAGAUCCAAUGGAUUUGUGGAAACGCAACCGAAUAUUAAAGAAACUUUAAAUAAAAUGUGUCGAUUUUAUGAUGAUUUGCAUCAAGUGUUUGGAAAUACAUUUGAAAAUAUCUGCUAUGAAACCUUAGACAGUAAUAGUAUGGCCAAUUACAAUAGGAAUUAUGCCAACGAAAGUGCCAUGGAAGAAAGUAUGGAUGAAUAUUGCUUGAGCGCCAUAAAAACCGAAGAAAAUGUAAAUGAUGCUUCUUUAUUAGAACCUCUUCAUUCGGACACUAAUUCUGCCGAAUUAUCCAUACCUUUGGAAACAGACGAUGAAGAAAGAAAUCUUAAUUGUAAAGAAUCCUUGCAAAAAGAAUAUCCCGCAAAAUUGUCUAAAGCGAGGGAUGUUAGAGCAUCGAAUCAUGUUGGUGAAGGACAAAGCGAAAGAAGUUUAUUUUUAAAAAUGAAAUUUGAUUUUGAAAAAGAAAAAUUUCGCAAGGAAUUCGAAUUAAAGGAAAAAAAAUUUGCCGAAGAAAUUAAGGAACGAAAGGAAAAUUUCGAGUUAAAAAAGUUGCAAUUGGAAAAGGACGAACGUUUGCGCAUUUUAGAGUUGGAGAAACAGGAAAGAAUCGAAAGAUUUGAAAUUGAAAUGAAAUAUGGUUGUGGAAAAAAAUUACGAAAAAUGUGUCGUUUUUAUGAAGAUCUGCAUUGUCUUUUUGGAACUAAAUUGCAAAUUUUCACCAAUGAAACUUUUGAUGUAAAUGCCUCGAGUAAUAUUAAUGUUAAACCUUCAUUUCCCUUAGAAACUGCAAUGGAUGAAAAAAUUGAAGAAUAUUUUAUAACUGCCAUAAAAUCUGAAGAAAAUGAAGAUCAUUCGACAAUAAUAGUUCCCGAACAUGUAGUUACAACUUCACCUGAAUCAUCUUUUCCAGCCGAUAUUAGUGCAGAUGAAAGAAAUUGUAAUCAAACGGAAUUAAUGGAACAAGAUUUUAUAACACAUUUAACUAAAACCGAUCAAAAUAAUUAUACAGAUCACUUUAGUUUAAAUGAGAGUGACAAAAGUUCGUUUUUAAAAAUGAAAUUUGAAUUUGAAAAAGAAAAGUUCCGUAAGGAGUUCGAGUUAAAGGAAAAACGAUUUGCUGAAGAAGUUAAAGAACGUAAGGAAAACUUUGAAUUGAAAAGAUUGGAAAUGGAAAAAGAGGAACGUCUGCGCAUUAUGGAGUUGGAGAAACAGGAAAGAAUCGAAAGAUUUGAAAUUGAAAUGCGUUAUCGUUGUAAAGAAAAGUGAAUUGCGAAAAAAACGGAAGAUAUAUUUUAAUAGAAACAGUAAGUUUUUGAAUAGAAUUGCAAGAUAGAAAAAGAAUUGGCCAGAUUUAACCCUCCAAUAUUUGAAUUGUGAUUUCGUUAAAUGUUUUGUCCAAAUUUUAACAAAUUAGGCUUUUAUAAUUAAGGUUUUUUACACUAAAACCUGGAAAGCUGGAGCAAAUAGUGGAUAUACAACAUAAAUCCAAUGUUGUCAAUUUAUUUUAUUGAAAACAAAAAUUGUUUCAAUUUACAUUUUGUCCCAAGUUUUUUACAAAUUAAGUUAUUGUAAAACAUCUGAAUUAGGUCUUAAAGGGUUGUUUGCUCUAAAAUCUGGAACACUGAGGGAAAAAGUGGAAAUACAAUAUAAAUUCAAUGUUGUUUCUUUUACUGAAAACAAAAAUUGAUCCCAAUAAAUCUUGAAGGGCUUUU
Lucilia sericata (common green bottle fly) is the source of this 2034-nucleotide messenger RNA. Its product is annotated as eukaryotic translation initiation factor 3 subunit A-like. Lineage: Eukaryota; Metazoa; Arthropoda; Insecta; Diptera; Calliphoridae. The transcript has 4 exons. The record is from RefSeq and is a predicted model, not a curated record. Bases 77 to 1588 code for a protein of 503 amino acids.